GCAAAUCAGCUUGUGCCAGUCUCGCUUGGGGCCAAUCUUUUUUGAGAAAAUCGGGGUGAGUAUGGUUUUGAGUUGAUCUCGUUGACCCCCGCAUUUGAAUUAUUAAGCGAAAAUCCGACUCAAGUUGAUCUCGAUGAUAGGUCUUGGAUUAAGAGAGCUGUAUAGGUAAUUAGCUCCUAUACGUAUUUAUAAUUGAUGUGAUUUAUGUGUGUGUGAGUGCUUCAAAUUAUUCUUUGUGCGAAUAUUGUUUUAAUUUGGUGAAAAUUGUUGAUCGGUGUUGUAUUUCAUCCCUAAGGAUGUAUUAGAAUUAAAUAGUUAUGGAAAUUGUUUUUAAAAUAAAUAUCUUAGUCUACCAGUCUUCUAACUGAUCUGUGGCAAGACCACUUGCUGGAUCCAUUUAGAGUCUCGGAAUAGAUACCAUUUGGGAUUGAAAGGGAUAACAGUGUGGAACUCUCUCCAGCCAGGGUAGACUGGAAAGAAACGCCUGAGUUUCAUGUCAUAAUGCUAGAUGUGCCUGGGUUGAAAAAGGAGGAGCUGAAGAUUGAGGUGGAGGAGAACGGGUUGUUGAGAGUGAGUGGGGAGAGGAAGAGAGAGGAAGAGAAGAAAGGUGAUCACUGGCACAGGGUGGAGAGAUCCUAUGGCAAGUUUUGGAGACAGUUUAGGUUGCCAGACAAUGAGCAUUUGGACAUUGUGAAGGCUAAGCUUGAAAAUGGUGUGCUUACUUUGUCUUUCUCCAAGUUGUCUCCCGAUAAGAUCAAGGGUCCUAGGGUUGUUAGCAUUGCGGGUGAAGAGAAACCUGACUAGAAACAGCGAGGCCAAACUAGAGCUGUAGAUCUUUUCAUGCAUGAAUUUUGAGAGCUGCUAAUAGAUAAAAGACUUGAAGAGAUGACUCUUUAAGAGAGAAUAAGGACUUUGUGAUUUCUGUUCUGUUUAUGUUGCAUGUGUUGUUAUU
This is a messenger RNA of Hevea brasiliensis (rubber tree), 952 nucleotides long. Its product is annotated as 22.0 kDa class IV heat shock protein-like. The record is from RefSeq and is a predicted model, not a curated record. Gene Ontology annotation, biological process: response to hydrogen peroxide; protein folding; response to heat. NCBI's taxonomy places the organism in Eukaryota, Viridiplantae, Streptophyta, Magnoliopsida, Malpighiales, Euphorbiaceae. The transcript has a single exon. The coding region runs from base 502 to 804 and encodes 100 amino acids.